Molecule: messenger RNA, 317 nt
Organism: Gavia stellata (red-throated loon)
Lineage: Eukaryota; Metazoa; Chordata; Aves; Gaviiformes; Gaviidae
Gene: ATP6V0E2
Product: ATPase H+ transporting V0 subunit e2
Exons: 3
Coding region: 25-270 (81 amino acids)
Biological process (GO): proton transmembrane transport
Cellular component (GO): proton-transporting V-type ATPase, V0 domain
Molecular function (GO): proton-transporting ATPase activity, rotational mechanism
Source: RefSeq, a predicted model, not a curated record
UCCGUCUGUCGGUGCGGAGCGGCCAUGACGGCGCACAGCUUCGCGCUGCCGCUCGUCCUCUUCUCCGCUUUCUGGGGCCUCGUGGGCAUCGCCGCCCCCUGGUUCGUGCCCAAAGGACCGAACCGCGGGGUGAUCAUCACGAUGUUGGUCACCACCGCCGUGUGCUGCUACCUCUUCUGGCUCAUCGCCAUCUUGGCCCAGGCCAACCCCCUGUUUGGGCCGCAGCUGAAGAACGAGACCAUCUGGUAUGUGCGCUUCCUCUGGGAGUGAGCAGUCCCCCAGGAGCCAGCACCUGAGAAGAGACCCCCACCAAAAUC